AUGGCUGAUCCCUUCUUCAUGUCCGAUCCCGCCGCCCGCAAGCGGAAGCGUACAAAGGCAAGCGAUGACGAAGAAAAUGAGGAAGAAGGAGGUGCGCUGGACCUGAGCGAAGAAGAGGGAAGCGAACAAGAGGAGGAGCAGACCGAAGAGGACCGCUUUGCUCACGAGACGCCCGACGAGACGCGCCUGCGACUGGCCGAGCGCUACGUGCGCAAGCUGGAGGCCCUCAACUCGGCCAAGCGCGGCGACGAAGACGACGACGAGGAGGAGGACGAAGAGGAGCUCAACACACGCGUCCACAAGCGCCUCAAGCAGGACGUGCUUGAAGCCUCCGGACGUCAUCGCCGCCGCUUGGCCCACGAGGUUGCGGCGCGAGAUGUGGCGGCGGCCGAGGCGGGCAUCCGAACCAUUCGGGGCCACCAGCUGCCCCUCACCUGCGUGGCGCUGGCCGACGACGAGAAGACCGCCUACACCGGCUCCAAAGACGGCACAAUCAUUCAAUACGACGUGGAAACGGGCAAGCGGCUGUGGCGAGGCGGUCGGGCGCCGAGGAGGGAGGCCAACGAAAAGGCGAGCAAGGGGAAGGGCCGGGGCAAGAAGGGGAAGCAGCAGAUGAAGAGCGACAAGUCCAAGGGGCACGUGGGGCACGUGCUGGCGAUCGCGGUCAGCUCCGAUGGACGGAUGCUGGCCACUGGCGGCGACGACCGGCUCGUCCACCUGUGGGACACCCGCACCAACACCCAGAUCGACACCUUCUCCGGCCACCGACAGGCCGUCACCGGCCUCACGUUCCGACAGGGCGGUCAGGAACUGUACAGCGCGUCGGCCGAUGCGACGGUCAAGGUGUGGAGCACGGCCCAGAUGUCCUACGUCGAAACCCUGUUCGGACACCAGGCGCCCGUCACCUCCAUCGACUGCCUGGGCCAGGAGCGGCCUCUCACCGCCGGCGGAUUCGACCGAUCGAUUCGGCUCUUCAAGGUGGCGGAGGAAACACAUCUGGUGUGGAAGGGACACACGGCGCCGAUCGACGGCGCGGCCUACCUGACGGACCAGCUCUAUGCGACGGUGUCGCAGGACGGCUCGCUCUCCCUGUGGGACCUGGGUCUCAAGAAGCCCCGCUCGACCGUGCCCAACGCCCACGCCGGCCGCUGGGUCACCGCCGUCGCCGCCUGCCGCCAAUCCGACCUCUUCGCCACGGGAUCCAGUGACGGAGUGGUGCGCUUCUGGAGUGCGCCGCCCGCGGGAGUAGGCAAGGUGGAGCAGGUGGGCACGGCCACGGCGGCUGGAUUCGUCAACGGGCUAGCCAUAGCGCCCUCGGGCCGCUUCGCCCUGGCCGCGCUGGGCACCGAGCCCCGCAUGGGCCGCUGGGACCGCCAGCCCGACGCGCGCAAUGUGCUCGCUGUCCUCCCCCUCAUCCCCGCCCCCCAUCCAGACCACCCAUAA
Messenger RNA from Acanthamoeba castellanii str. Neff, 1443 nucleotides. RefSeq names its product transducin family protein. NCBI's taxonomy places the organism in Eukaryota, Discosea, Longamoebia, Acanthamoebidae. The record is from RefSeq and is a predicted model, not a curated record. The transcript is spliced from 8 exons. Gene Ontology annotation, cellular component: small-subunit processome. The coding region runs from base 1 to 1443 and encodes 480 amino acids. Gene Ontology annotation, molecular function: snoRNA binding; protein binding.